GUGCAAACAUAAAACGACUUUAAGCGCAAUGAUUGAAGAUAGCGGUUUCAACGUAAGAUCGAAUCAAAAAACACUUGUCAAUCCAAAGUCAACUGAAAAAAUUUCCUAUGUUUCGGAGGACGAAGAAGAUGACCUAGAAACAAGAGACGAGUCCAAAGAUAGUGUUUGGUCUCCAGAAAUAGAGCAGAGCUUUCGUGAGGCUUUAAUUAUAUACCCACCUUGUGGGAGGAGAAAAAUAAUUAUUUCCGAUGAAGGGAAAAUGUUUGGACGUAAUGAACUGAUUGCACGUUAUAUUAAACUGAGAACUGGUAAAACUAGAACUAGAAAACAAGUAUCCAGUCAUAUACAAGUGUUGGCUCGUCGAAGGUCGAAAGAAUCUACUGAGUGCUCGUUAGAUGAUAUAUAUGAUUCAGAUUUGUGCGGAUUUUCACCAUCUUUAGAUGUGCAAGAGAAUAAUGGUCAGAAUAAUUCCAAUGAUGAAAAUUCACAGAGUAAACUACAAAAUCAUGAAUUCAGCGUCGAUAAAUGUUUAUCACAAGGUGUCGCACAUGGAUGUAAUAAUUGGGAAAAGCUUGCAAACUUUAACAAAUCUGCUAUCAUUCAAACAGAUGAAAUACAACUUAUUUACUACGAUCUAUACGUAUCUAAUUCUCCUCAAGACCAUUAUAUGGAUGAACAACCUCUACUUAUUCUAAACUCAUCUUCACCAAUCAGUAUAAUCCACCGUGAAAUGUAUUUAUCAAAUGAAUCUGAAUUUAACACGAGAACAAUUAGUGAUAUUUUGCCAAAACAUAUUUCUAUACACUGGCCUAUACAAUUGAAAAAUCAUCCAAACAAGUGUUUUGUUAUGAAUCUAAAGAUCGAUUUACCGGAAAAUAACCGCUUAAUGUCUGCCCAGUAUCUAUCCACGAACAUUGUAUUCAAAUGUGUUAUGCCACAAAAGCGGCCUUUGAAGCUAUUUACAAAAAUUUUCACUUUCAACCAGUUGGUCACAGAGACAGAAACCAGUUUAGAUCCAAUGGAAAACAAUCAAGAAAACAUUUACACUAGUCACAGGAAAUUGGAAUCUUAUCUUACAGAAUUAAUAAUAAAUCUUUCAAAACUGGAUUCUGAAAAACUUAUCAACUUAGCUUUCGAAAGCACAUAUAUACUACAGUUUGUUUGUGAUCAUGAAACGAAUAUCCCAAUGAUUGGAUUUACCACAUUAUUAACGACGACAAGAAAUAGUCAUUCAAAACUUCACGAAAUACUCUGCUAUUCAUGAGUUAUCUUUGUUCUUUGGACGGCUAUUUGUCCACUUUGUUAUAUUUUUUUUUUUGAUGAUAUUACUGCAUAUUGGCAGAAUUCCAAAAUUAAUGUCCUGCUAUCCACAAACUUUUAUCUUUACUUCUCUCUAAAUAAUAAUGAUAAUAAUAUAUUUUCCCUGAUGUGUGGAGAAAUACUCUUACUUAUUCAGUCAUUCUACUGUACAUUUAAAGAAUAAAAGACUGCUUUUCUCUUUUACUUAGGACUAUAAUAUGGCAGGCUACUCGCAUAUUACUGGAGGCUAUUUUUUCUUUUUGGUAGAUCUAAAUGAUUGCCACCUCACUGUUCUUCUGCCAGAACACUGACUUGUCGAACUUCGAAGACUUUGAAGGUGCCUGCUACUGAGUGAUCUCAAACUAGGGCGAAACAGCUGUCAGUACUUCUUGGUUUUCAAUGGUUCUCUAGCUGACAUUAAUCCGUGACCAAACUUGAAACAAAUCAAAUCUCUACAAGCAAGUUCCAGAGACUAAGUUCCUGAAAUAGGUCUGUCCAGGUCCUAACUCAAAUUUAAGUAAUCAUUAAUACUUUUGGCUAUGAGUGCAGCCAUCAGACUGUAGUAAACAAGACUAGUGAGGCCUGGAGCAAAGUUUAUGGCAACAAAAUAUAAUUUACAUUAGAAAAGUCAUAAACCUUACAACGAUCCCACAGUUUGCAAAUAAUAAUAUCUUCCUUGCAUGUUUCUUAUUAGAUUUUUUUCAAUUUUGUCAUUUCGCGCCCAUUCUUCAUUGAUCGUUUCUCCAAAGACGUUACUCAGUAUACUUACCAAUAUCUGCUUAUAAGUAGCACAUUCCACACUUAUGAUGGGUGCAUCAUAAAAUCAUUCAUGUGGUUGCGUUCCAAUUGACUAUCUCUUGGACUUCUUUUCUUGACCUCUUUGUCGUCGUAAUGUGACCAAGUGUGGUCUUUCCCACUUCUUGCUCCACUCUCAACGGCAUAUUUCCCUUCUCUACACUUCACCUGUUCUUCAACUUCAAAUGGCCUUUACUCCUCACUUUACUUCUGUCUGGCUUUAUUUGUGUCUUAAUUUUGCUUUUCCUGGGCACUCAUAUCAAAUCCCUUGAUAUGAUUUUGAGCAAUCGGUUUUGCUCGAAACGUCAUCAGUAAAUA
Molecule: messenger RNA, 2412 nt
Organism: Trichobilharzia regenti
Lineage: Eukaryota; Metazoa; Platyhelminthes; Trematoda; Strigeidida; Schistosomatidae
Source: the annotation of a GenBank genome assembly